CCGGGUGUACUUCCGUGUUGUAGACUAGGAUGAAAAUAUUGUAGUAGAUUAUAUCUACAAAAAUCGACCUGCUGGAGGCGGGAGUGGCACAAAAAAAUCAGUUUAACAAUGGCAGAACUAGAGGUGUUCAGAGAAUUUAUCAAAGAGCGACUAUCAAUUGAAGCUUUACAGAUUUUCGGAGCCGUUGAAAACACAUUUUCCGAGUGCAAGGACGACGGCGCGCGAUUGGACGUUAAACCGGAGAUUAAUCUACACUUUACAGAUGUGCAGCAGCUCUCUUUCCCGGAGACUCCACAGAUAAAAGAGGAACAGGUGCUGUGGACCAGUCAGGAGGAAGAGCAGCUCCAAGGACUGCAGUCUGAAACUGCAGACUCCAUACUCACCCAGGAGUCAGAGUUUUAUAACGUCAGAAUGUCAAAAUUACAAUUGUUUCUCAGUGACAAACUAACAACAGCAGCUUUAGAAAUUUUUAUCAAAGUGGAAAAGAAGUUUGCUGAAUACGAAGGAGAAAUUAUGCGACUGCAAAGCUUGUUGGACAUUGUUACUCAACCCAAGAUCAAGCUACACAGAAUAGAUGUGCUGCAGCUCUCUCUCCUGGAGCCCCCACAGAUUAAAGAGGAACAGGAGCUGAGGACCAGUCAAGAGGAAGAGCAGCUUCGAGGACUGCAGUCUAAAACUACAGACUCCAUAUUUACUUCUCUCGGUGUGAAACAUGACUCUGAUCAGGAAGGCACCUCUGAAUGUUCACAUCUUGACCAAACUGUUAAAGUGGAGAAGACAGAAGGAGCCUCUCUACCCACCAACACAACUGAGGAACAAAUCAAAGCAGAGGCUGAUGGACAAGACUGUGCAGCACCAGAACCAGGUAGUGACUCUCAGCCCCUCUCCACUCCAGACCAUCCUACAGCUCAGAGUUUUGAGGAGGAACAUGCAGGAGUGCUGUUUUUUCGGAACGGAACACAAAACAAUGAGGCCCUGCCAAGGGAAAAUAGGCCUCAGGGAAAUCACAGAGGAAUAGUAAUACAUCAGUGUCAGGAAUGUAACAAAAACUUCAGUCAAAAGGGUACUUUGGUUCUUCAUAUGAGGACACACACAGGAGAGAAACCUUAUCAAUGUCAGGCAGGGGGCAAAAUGUUCCUCAUUGUGGAGUUUGUGGAGGAGAAGAACACUGGACCAGUUGCCAACUCCUGGUACACAAAUGGCUUGGCGUGGUGGCCUCCAUAUCAGGACCAGACCAGGAUCCUGAAAAGCAUUAAAAAAGCUGAGGUUCCACAGCCAGAAAAAGGAUGGACAAGGCAUCAAGCAAGGGUCCUAUAUGAAACAGAUUCCUUUGAAAACAUUGUAUGCAGAUGGAAGCAGUCCUGUUAUACGUCUGACAUCCAGUCAGAUUGUGAGAUUGCAAAGAGAGAGAGAAAAAGAAAAAGCUAUUCCUCUUCUGAAGAGGAGGCCCGAGACUCUAGACCCCCCUGUCUAGACCCUCCCAAAAAGCUGAGCAGUGCUCAAACACCCCCCUCACCACCACAACUAGAGCGAAAUGACUUAGCUACACUGCAAGACUGGGCAGCCACCCCAUCAAACACCCAAUAUAACCCUCAGCCAGGCAUAUGGGGACAAACACCUACUCCCCAUGUUGUCAAAGAAUUCUCUACGAGGGAAAACACCCAGCAGGGAUGGCCGCGUUAUCCCACCACACAGUGCACACCCUUUGAAAGAGUCCUACAAGAGGCUAUCCGGGAGAUGGACAUUCGGAUAGGCCAUCUAACGUCCAUGGUGGAGAGCCUGGUGCAGGGUAGACACAGAGGUCAGCCACAGCAAGAGGAUGACUGCUUCCAAAUUCCCCUCAUGGACACAGAGGCCCUUGACAGCUUUGAGGAGCAUCUCCAAAGCUCCGAAAAUAGGAAGAAGAUGAUCAAUGUACUGUCCCAGAGUGGAGGGCAGACCAUCAAAAAGACUGUCUGGAGAAUUGCCCAAAAAGUGUUUGCCAAUGUCUUGGCUAAACAGCUGAACUGGUGCGGCCGAGGAGACAAGAGGGGCCUGAAAGCCUCAAGGUGUGCGGCAGUAAUUAUUGGGGCUGCCAUGAGAAACCACAUGGUGCAUGCCACUGAGGCCGAAGCUGAGAAGUGUCUCCGAGAUUUUUUAAGAUUGGCAUCCGGACGGAAAUAGCCUAAUCCUACAAUUUCCAACGAUGAGCCCAUAUUUAAUAAACAUUUGAUAUAUAAUUUAGUGUACAUGCUGUGUUUUAUUUACUGCUCACUACAGGCAAAUUAUAUCCUGUAUAGGCUGAUAUAAGUCUUUUAUACUGUAUGUCUUAUAGACGGCGGCUAAACGUCAUUAAAAUAAUCUAGUGUAGCAGAUGAAAAAACAACACAUAAUACGUUUCAACGACCUUUAUAAGACAAAAGAACAAUGUAGCUUCUAUUAUGAUGUAGUCAUGUACAUCUGGAAUACACAGACUUACAUUUACAUUUAGUCAUUUAGCAGAUUAUUAUAUACAGUAGACACAGCAAGUCUGCUCUUUGAAGAUGGCAUCCCCAUUGAUUUCUAUGGAAAGUGCUGUGGCGCAGUGAGGCAAGCGAGAGCACGAAACGGACCGCGCCAUCUUUCCAGUUCCGGCUCGUCCGGUCUUGCGCAGAACAGUGGCUCGCUUGGCUAUCAGCUCCGAGACUUGUGUACGCUUGCAACUAGCUGUCAUACUUUGUGACAACCUAUCAUGAGCGUGUGAGCUAAGACAUUGCAGUAGAGACAGAAAACUUGCAGAAUGGGGUACAAGUCCAAUUAAGAAUCAGAUACAUGAUGCGAACUCAAUCAAAAUCAAUCCUAUCACUGUUUAGUAUUCCUUUCAUUUGGUUUUUAGUAAUAUAAGCCUAUUGUAGAUGGAACAUAUGUUCCACACAUGACUCAGACUCACCACAUACCGUGUUUCUUCAAAUAAAUGCCGCCCUCGAAUAAACACCGCACUAAAACGAACGUUGUGUAAUAAAUGUUGCCCUCAAAUAAAUAAUAAAAUCUAAAAACUGUUAUUUCAUUGGUUAAAUUCAACCCCAGCAUUUAUUACACAUUUACAUAUCUUUCUGCACAGCUUUCUGUUUGAAAGCUAACGUGUAUGAACUUUUAGGAAUCCUGCUUCAGAUUCAUACACAAUGUAGAACACUUGUAUUUGAGACAGUUGUACUACCAACGCACAACUAAUUGAUAACCAACUGAAACAAUCUUGCUUGUCAUUCCCAGUUUUCAUAAAACUUCUAAAAAUGGAUUUAAUAGAACAUCCAAGCACUACUUUCACCUGAUUUGUUUGUUUUCCUGGUUUGUUUUCCUUGUUUUGGUUUUCUGUUUUUCUUUGAUAUUUGACAACCUGAUAUACAUGUUAACACUUCUAUGCAUAAUUUCGACUCAUUUCUUUUGCAAUUUGUUAAAUAUAUUUAGUAUCGCUCACGUAUUAUGUUCAAUAAUAUAAAAUUAGUUUCAUAUUGUAUUUUCUGGUAAAAUUUCAACAAUUCUCUUUUGGUUUCACUUUUGU
Molecule: messenger RNA, 3517 nt
Organism: Hypomesus transpacificus
Lineage: Eukaryota; Metazoa; Chordata; Actinopteri; Osmeriformes; Osmeridae
Product: zinc finger protein 271-like
Exons: 12
Coding region: 109-2163 (684 amino acids)
Biological process (GO): regulation of transcription by RNA polymerase II
Molecular function (GO): DNA-binding transcription factor activity, RNA polymerase II-specific; RNA polymerase II cis-regulatory region sequence-specific DNA binding
Source: RefSeq, a predicted model, not a curated record